UAUAUUUGUAUUGUAUAUCUCCUCUCUCUUUCUCUUUGUAACCCUGCCACCCCACAGUCCCAACCCCACCUCAAAAUUGUCGGUGUCAGAUCUCCCUCUUCCCCACCAGCUAGGGUUUCUUCAGAUCCACAUAUCUCCUCGAUUUCACACUCCAUUAUUAAUUAUCCCUUUCCGGAGUUCUUGCAAUUUUGAUUUUUGGGAUUUAGGGUUUUGUUAUAGGAGGUAUUUUGUGGAAAUGUUGAACCCAUUUCUAUGAUCCUUGCUGAGGGAGAGUUUAUGAAGGAUCAGGAUAAGGUGUUAAUAAUAAUACCAGUUUUGGACAAUUUGAAGAGGAUUAGGUGGGACUGGGACUGUUCUUUCGCCAUUCGUAGCAGAGGACGUUGGGGUAAAUGCGGCUGAGUUUUUGAAUUGUGGACUGUUGGUUUUUUGGAUCACUCGAUUCGAAUUUAUAGCUGGGUUUGUGGGGUUUCGGAAUUAGUCAGAAAAAUGCAGCCUGAUCACCGAAAGAAAAGUUCAGCUGAGAUGGACUUCUUCUCUGAAUAUGGUGAUGCAAAUAGAUACAAAAUUCAGGAAGUCAUAGGAAAAGGAAGCUAUGGUGUUGUUUGCUCAGCCAUCGACACACACACUGGUGAAAAAGUGGCAAUUAAAAAAAUUCAUGACAUCUUUGAGCAUAUAUCUGAUGCGGCACGGAUCCUCCGGGAGAUAAAGCUUUUGCGACUUUUGCGCCAUCCCGAUAUAGUUGAAAUCAAGCAUAUUAUGUUGCCACCUUCAAGGAGGGAUUUUAAAGAUAUUUAUGUUGUUUUUGAGCUCAUGGAGUCAGAUCUACACCAAGUUAUCAAGGCUAAUGAUGACUUGACUCGAGAACAUUAUCAGUUUUUCCUUUAUCAGUUGCUUCGUGCCCUAAAAUAUAUACACACAGCUAAUGUCUACCAUCGAGAUUUAAAGCCGAAAAAUAUCUUGGCAAAUGCAAAUUGUAAGCUCAAGAUCUGUGAUUUUGGAUUGGCGAGAGUUGCAUUCAACGAUACACCUACCACAAUAUUUUGGACGGAUUAUGUAGCUACUAGAUGGUAUAGAGCUCCAGAGUUAUGCGGUUCAUUUUACUCCAAGUAUACCCCUGCAAUUGAUAUAUGGAGCAUAGGCUGUAUCUUUGCUGAGGUUCUCACUGGGAAGCCGCUUUUUCCUGGAAAAAAUGUAGUUCACCAACUGGAUUUAAUGACUGAUCUGCUUGGAACGCCUUCAAUGGAUACAAUUUCUCGUGUGCGUAAUGACAAGGCUAGGAGAUACCUAACUAGCAUGAGAAAGAAGCAACCUGUUUCUUUUGCUCAGAAAUUUCCAAAUGCGGAUCCUUUGUCCCUUAAACUUCUUGAAAGGUUACUUGCUUUUGACCCCAAGGACCGACCCACUGCUGAAGAGGCACUAGCUGAUCCUUAUUUUAAGGGCCUGGCUAAAUCUGAAAGGGAACCAUCAUGCAAGUCAAUUUCAAAGAUGGAGUUUGAAUUUGAGAGGCGAAGAGUGACGAAGGAGGACCUCAGGGAAUUAAUAUUCCGGGAGAUACUAGAAUAUCAUCCUCAGCUGAGGAAGGAUUACUUGAAUGGUGUAGAAAGGACUAAUUUUCUGUAUCCGAGUGCUGUUGAUCAAUUCAGGAAACAGUUUGCUCACCUGGAAGAGAACGGUGGUAAUGGCGUUCCAGUGGUUCCAAUGGACAGGAAGCAUGUCUCUCUUCCAAGGUCUACAGUUGUACAUUCAAAUCCAAUCCUUUCGAAGGAACAGCCUAUUGCUGCCAAUAUGAGAGACCGGCAAAAUGGUGAAGAGUCUUGCAGUAGAAACUGCAGAGAUUCUGAUGGCCUUGCAAGUAGUCUAACAAGAACCCUACAGGCUCAGCCAAGAAAUGCCCUAGCCAAACCAGGAAAGGUUGUUGGUCCAGGUUUUACUUAUGAGUCGGGAAAUAAAGAAAAAUAUGAUCCUAGACCUCAAGUCAGGAAUGCGGUAGGGGACCCUCAGAUUAUGCCUCCAGUGUACUCUUACGACAGAAGUGGGGUGGUGAAGCAAGAAAGGCCGGUUGAAACAGAGAGGGAUAUGAAUUCUCAUGCAAAGCCAAUGGCACCAUGUGGCAUGACUGCCAAGUUAGCCCCAGAUAUUGCUAUAAAUAUUGAUAGCAACCCAUUCUAUAUGAUGCGAGCUGGAGUUACAAAACCAGAUCGUGUUGAUGACCGAAUUACCAUAGACACAAAUUUAUUACAGGCGAAAUCUCAAUAUGGUGGAAUUGGAGUUGCGGCUGCAGCAGCUACCACUGGUGCAGCUCAUAGGAAAGUAGGGACUGUUCAGUAUGGUAUGUCCAGAAUGUACUAGAAAAUGGAUCCAAGUGGUGAAAUUGCCUUUAUGAAUACUUGUUGGGUCCUUGUCAGGAAUGGUGGCAGAGACUCUGGGACAAAAGGGUUAUGGUGGUUGUACAGACGGGGGAAUCUGCAGGGAUCUAGUCCUAUUUUCUAAUUGUCAGUUUUUCCUAGUUGUUAUCACAUAAAAGACUAAAUGAUAUUUUCAUCAUGAGAUUCAUGUUAGUGAAAUCAAACCUUGAUUGCCUCAUGGUAAUGUUUGUGCCCAUACAACAGUGAAGGAUCAACUUCUCUUUUUUUGAUCACUGGUUAAAUUAAUUUCCUUUAUUUGCCCCUCA
Molecule: messenger RNA, 2671 nt
Organism: Solanum dulcamara
Lineage: Eukaryota; Viridiplantae; Streptophyta; Magnoliopsida; Solanales; Solanaceae
Product: mitogen-activated protein kinase 20
Exons: 10
Coding region: 487-2349 (620 amino acids)
Biological process (GO): protein phosphorylation; intracellular signal transduction
Cellular component (GO): cytoplasm; nucleus
Molecular function (GO): MAP kinase activity; ATP binding
Source: RefSeq, a predicted model, not a curated record